AUGGGAUCCAUCACAAGAGCCAAAAGCUUCAUGUUUCAACCUGCUCAGGCCUUUCUUCAUCUCGAUGUAAUUGGACCUCACGUUGCUGAGGGACACUAUGAUCAAGUAGGGCCUAAUGGCGAUUUAAUUCCACCCCAGGUUUACCCAGGUGGGCUAGAGUUGUGGAGCCCUGUUGGUCAAUCAAUCACUAUGCACAUGUGGCCUACUCUGUAA
Messenger RNA from Penicillium taxi, 213 nucleotides. RefSeq lists its product as uncharacterized. The record is from RefSeq and is a predicted model, not a curated record. The transcript has a single exon. Bases 1 to 213 code for a protein of 70 amino acids. Lineage: Eukaryota; Fungi; Ascomycota; Eurotiomycetes; Eurotiales; Aspergillaceae.